Messenger RNA from Pteropus alecto (black flying fox), 3039 nucleotides. RefSeq names its product SAYSVFN motif domain containing 1 (gene SAYSD1). Lineage: Eukaryota; Metazoa; Chordata; Mammalia; Chiroptera; Pteropodidae. Bases 1503 to 2054 code for a protein of 183 amino acids. The transcript is spliced from 2 exons. The record is from RefSeq and is a predicted model, not a curated record.
UCUACUCUUGGACUCUUCCACGGCCCCACCUCCAGCAGCCAGUGUGAUCCUUUAAAAAUGCUGUAUUAUGUCAUCUCCUGCUCAAAAUCCUCCCAUCAAUUGCUAUCACACUCAGAAUGCAAUACAAAAUCUCCAACAUGCCCUAUAAGAUCUUACAUGAUCUGGCCCCUGGAUACCUGUGCAUCUUUAUUUGCUAGCAUUCUCUCCCUCCCUCCCUCUUCUCGUUAUACUGGCCUUCCUGAUGCUCUGUGAGCAGGUUAAGCAUACUACUUGAGGCUGUGGGAUCUUCGCACUUACUGUUUCCUCUGAAACACUCUUCUACUGAUAGCUACGUGUGUCACUCAUUUCAUUUAGAUAUCUGCUCAAAUGGCAACUCCUCGAAGUCUUCCCUGGUCAUUAGCUCUAAAUAGCCCCACCAUUCCUAUUCCUUACUUUAUGUUUCGCCAUAGCACUAAUCAGUACCUAUCAUUAUAUUAAAAAUAAAUAUGUAGUUAUUCAUUUGUUUGUCUAUUUAGAAUGUAAACGCCAAGAAAACGGUUGCUUUCUUUCACUCCAGCAUCUCUAGUGCCAGGUACAAUACUGGAUAGAUAGCAGGCUCUUGAUAUUUUGUUAAAUGAACAAAAGACUCGAUUCUAAUUUAUCUAAUUUCUUGACUCACACUCAGCAAGAGCCAAAAAAUAUUUGAGUAGCACUUAGCUAGAUGCUUAGAGCUUUAAUAAUCUAACAGUCCCUGACCUGAAUUGUGACCUUUUGGGUGAGUAGUGAUUGGGAGAGGGCAAAAGGGAGCCAUCAGUGUACCAGAAACAUUCUUUAUCUGAGUAGUAGUUAUAUAGGUGUAUAGGUAUGUAUGUACGAACCUAUUGAGCCAUACACUUAAUAUUUGUGUAUUUUAAGCUGCACCCUAACAAAAAUUUUUAAAUUUCUGACCUAUCUAGAGACAUCAACAGGUAGUUCCCAUUUUGGUAACAGCAAUAAUAAAGGUCUGCACGGCCUGCCUGCCAUGUGAGCAGUGAAAAUGCCACCCUCUAAGUGCUGAGAUUGGCAUAGUUGUUAAAAGGAAAAGGGGAGGCUGUGUCCCAUCUUCCUUCUGAUACCAGAACCUCCCCCAAAUCAUGGGCUUCUUUCAAUGCCCUCGGUCCACCUCCUCAAUCUGGCGCCCAAUAUGAGCACUCAACUACUAAAAGAUGCUCCACAUGCUGGAGAGCAGAUCCCUGAAGACGGCACACAGCAGAGCUUCCAUCAGAGGAGCCCGGGGCAAGAGAAAGGAACAGUGGAACAAUCUUUAUGCCUUAGAUUCUUAAUUGUGCACACUGCAUCCUCGCGCGUUUGGAGGGGACUAUUAGCACACACAGCCCACCUAACGUCACAAACGGCGCACGCGGGCCGCCCCCUCCCGAGCCCCACCACGCACGCGCAGCAAAGGCUGCGGAUACGCAGGCGCACUGCGGCCCAGCUUGGCCGUUGCUGAGCGCGCUCCCAGGAGCGCCCGGAGGGCGCGCGCCAUGGAACAGCGGUUAGCCGAGUUCCGGGCAGCCCGUAAACGGGCCGGGCUGACGGCCGAACCCAGCACUUCGAGCCAGAGCGCACAAACCUCAGGAGAGAAAGCAGAAGCGACUGCGACUCCAGAGUCAGCCUCAGGAUGGCUGAAACGGUUCCUGGUGUGGAAACCGAGGCCCGCGAGUGCCCGGGCCCAGCCCAGCCCAGCUCAGGAAGCGUCUCAGCCUGAGAGCAGCACAUCACAGCCCCCACGGACUACAGCCGUUCCCCUGCCAGUGCCAGGAGACCAGUCUUUUCUGACCAACAUCACCUUCUUGAAGGUCCUUCUCUGGUUGGUUCUGCUGGGACUAUUUGUGGAACUGGAAUUUGGCCUGGCUUAUUUUGUCCUGUCCUUGUUCUACUGGAUGUAUGUUGGGACACGAGGCCCUGGGGAGAAGAAGGAGGGAGAGAAGAGCGCCUACUCUGUGUUCAACCCGGGCUGCGAAGCCAUCCAGGGCACCCUGACUGCAGAGCAGUUUGAGCGCGAGUUACAGUUUAGACCCCUGGAGGGGAGAUAGGACCGAGCUCGCCUGUCAUGAAGCCAGGCUCCCACACUACACGGUCCUCUUAGCCCUUGGGAGUGGACUUCUGGGUUUGUUUCAGGUGCCUCAGACUGACGGCUUGCGGAUUAGUUCUGAGACCAUGCAAUUCUUCCUUCUUUCCCCGAUCUGCUGCAAUUUUAUCUUUGAACUUCUCUUUGUUUUGGUGAAACUCCCUGAAAAACACUGUGGGUCUGAUGCAAUUUAUAAAAGUUAUGUGCUCGAGAGAGGAGAUUUGUUUGUCUCAUUAUUUGAGGGAGAUGAUUUUAGAGCACUAGAAAGGCAUUGGGAGAUAACUGUUUAAAAUGUCCAGCUGUUUGUUAUAAUGGUCAGGUACAUCAGGACUGUAUAUUAAAAGUAAAGGUUCUCUUUAAAUCUUUUCAUAUUUACAACAUUUUUUCCCUGAAAAGUUCAAGUCGCAAGUUUUGUUUUGGGUUUGUUUGUUUGUUUUGUUUUGGAGGAGUUGCUUCCCGUUUUAAGUCUUACUUUAUCCGUCAUUAAUGAUAUUGAAAAAUAAAAUAUUUUUAACAGCUGCUUUUCAGAAACAGAUCCCAUUGCCUAUCAGCAUCUUCCACUUUCCUCAAUUAUUCUACCCUGAUAAGAGAAGACAGAGUCUUAGGUGAUGGGCGGGGAGGGAUUUCACAGAGUCAAUAUUGGUAGAUUUGAUAAGUAGUUAUUAAUGAUAAAUUCAGCAAGAAAAAAAUUCUUGAGUGUGUACAAAGGGAGUCUGGAAGUGGAACUCCAGACUUCCUGGCUGCUCAGGUGAUUUCAUGGGUUCUAAGGGCCUAAAGCAAACUGUCCCUCCACCUAUGGCAACUAGCGAGCAAUUAUGUAAAUAGCAGUAAUCAGGCAUGUUUUCAGUGUUCCUCUUCCAAUACAAAGUUAGAGUUUGGGUUCAUUAAAAUUGGGCAAAGCAAACCGUUAGAUACUUUUUUAAAAAUAAACCAGACCGAUGAGUAAGAAG